CUGCACGCGCAGUUUUCACAUUCUGUACUCGACUUUUUCAGAGUUCCGCAGAAGCCGCCGGUCUCCGAAGAGUAUUUGUUAAACAAAAUGAGUGAAAUAAAACCUAACGACACAUCUACAGCUGAAGACAAAGGCGAUGAUAAAGACUGGGCAGCGGCCAAAGCUUUUUUUGACAACCUCAAAACUAAAGUCCCGAGACCGCCCAAACCGCAGAAUGCCGUGACCAUCGCCGUCUCCUCUCGGACCCUCUUCGACCUGGUGGCGGAGAGGAAAGUCUUCUUGGAGGAGGGAAUGGAGAAGUACGUAGUUCAUCAGGUGGAGCAUGAGAACGAGCCUCUGAAGCCAGGAGCAGCUUUCCCCUUCGUUAAGGCUCUGAUGAACGUCAACUCUCGACUCCGAGAGCUGUACCCAGACAGCGAGGAACUGUUCGACAUCGUCCUGAUGACCAACAACCACGCCGAAGUCGGAGUGCGCCUCAUAAACAGCAUCAAUCACUACGGUUUGACCAUAGAGAGGUUUUGUAUGACGGGAGGGAAGAGUCCUAUAGGUUACCUGAAGGCCUACCUGACGAAUCUUUACCUGUCCAGAGAUUCUAAGAAAGUCACCGAGGCCAUAGAUGAAGGAAUUGCUGCAGCAACGAUGUUUAUGCUGAAAUCGGACUCGGAGUUGAGCGACACUCAGCUGAGGGUGGCGUUUGAUGGCGACGCCGUCCUCUUCUCCGACGAGUCCGAAAUCAUCGUGAAGAAGCACGGCCUCGACACUUUCUUUGAGCACGAAAAGGAGUUUGAGAACAAACCUCUGGCUCAGGGUCCUUUGAAGUGCUUUCUGGAGGCCCUCGGAAAGCUCCAGAGAAAAUUCUAUGCUAAGAACGAGCGUUUGAAUUGUCCCAUCCGAACCUUCCUGGUCACGGCCCGCAGUGCCGCCAGCUCCGGGGCUCGCGUCCUAAAGACCCUCCGCAGCUGGGGCCUGGAGAUCGACGAGGCCCUCUUCCUGGCCGGAGCUCCUAAGGGGCCGCUGCUGCAGAAGAUCAAACCUCACAUCUUCUUCGAUGACCAGAUGUUCCAUAUUGAGGGGGCCCAGGAACUGGGAACCAUAUCCGCACAUGUCCCUUAUGGAAUCGGACAGAAGUACCACAAGGGGAAACUCAUCGAGGAGUCUGAGAAAAAGGAGUGAUCCACAAAACGGCUCUGAUGAAAUGAGCACUACGGCUUCAUGUGACCUACAUUAGAAGAGAUGCGCUCCAAAUUAUUUUUUUUUAGGGUGGAAAAAAAUUUUCCCGGUAUUUAAAUAUAACUUAAAGAUUAAUCUAUUUAAAGAGAACAAUGCGGUCCAUUUUCAUGUUAAACUCCUUUGAGUGGGUUUAAUUCCUGAGAGAAAACGUAUUUUCUCAGCACAGACAUUAUGGGCCACACACGGUUUCAUUUUAAAAGUGGAAAAGGAAAAGAAAAAAAACUGCAUCCAGUUUUCAUUUAAGGGCUCAUGUCAAACUUUCUGUAUUUUACAGUUUACACAGUUUUUCUUAAAACUCAACCGCAUUUGACCUCUUUAUUUAUUUGGCUAUACAGUAGUCCCACGUUUAUCACAGGGAUCCGUACCCUGAAGAUCUGCGAUAAGUGAAAAA
This is a messenger RNA of Nematolebias whitei (Rio pearlfish), 1621 nucleotides long. RefSeq names its product 5'-nucleotidase, cytosolic IB b (gene nt5c1bb). Bases 88 to 1173 code for a protein of 361 amino acids. The transcript is spliced from 6 exons. Gene Ontology annotation, biological process: adenosine metabolic process; nucleotide metabolic process. The record is from RefSeq and is a predicted model, not a curated record. NCBI's taxonomy places the organism in Eukaryota, Metazoa, Chordata, Actinopteri, Cyprinodontiformes, Rivulidae. Gene Ontology annotation, molecular function: nucleotide binding; 5'-nucleotidase activity; magnesium ion binding. Gene Ontology annotation, cellular component: cytoplasm; cytosol.